Micropterus dolomieu (smallmouth bass) is the source of this 2553-nucleotide messenger RNA. RefSeq names its product tripartite motif containing 2b (gene trim2b). Gene Ontology annotation, biological process: protein polyubiquitination; negative regulation of translation; proteasome-mediated ubiquitin-dependent protein catabolic process. The record is from RefSeq and is a predicted model, not a curated record. The coding region runs from base 1 to 2016 and encodes 671 amino acids. Gene Ontology annotation, molecular function: protein binding; ubiquitin protein ligase activity; translation repressor activity. The transcript is spliced from 13 exons. NCBI's taxonomy places the organism in Eukaryota, Metazoa, Chordata, Actinopteri, Centrarchiformes, Centrarchidae.
AUGGAGGCCCACCAACACUCCCCAGAUAGCAGCAGUGAGGAGUGCACCGUCCUGGAGGCUCCGCCCGGCAAAAACGCCUGCCCGCAACAUGCAGGGAAGGUGGCAGAGCUGUACUGUUCAGCCUGUGAGUGUGCGCUUUGCGAGGACUGUGUGUCGGACCAUGAAGAGCACCCUAAGGUGCCCCUCAGCCAGGUCCUGGAGAAGCACCGCAGCAGCCUGCAGGAGAGGCUGGAGGCCGUCCAGAACAGGCUCCCUCAGAUUUCAGACGCCCUGUCCUUCGUUAAGGAGAUCCUCCAACAGCUGACCAAUCAGAGAGCUUCCAUUGAAGAAGACAUCCAGUCGAGCUUCGAGGACCUGCACAAGCAGCUGGAUGUGCGGAAGAGUGUCCUGCUGAUGGAGCUAGAGGUCACAUAUGGACUCAAACAGAAGGUCCUCCAGGCCCAGGUGGACAGCCUGAUCCGAGGAGAGGGAAACAUCAUGGCAUCCUGUACUCAGACUGAGGAGGUUCUGGCUGGGGAGGCAUGCGUGGCUAGCCUGCAGUUGGAGCGAGAGCUGCAGGAGAAGCUUGUGGAGCUAGCUGGCCUCGGCAUGCCGUGCCAGCCUGAGGAGAACGAUCAGCUGGAUCUGGUGAUGGAGACAGACGGGCUAAGGAAGUCCAUACACAACCUGGGGACCAUCGUCACGACCAGUGCGGUUGCAAGCCAGAGCGAAGCCAUGGGCGUGGGCCUGGAGCAGUGCGUUGUGGGACAUCCUGCCUCUGUCACCAUAGUGACAAGAGAUAAGUCAGGAGGAGCCUGCAAGAGUGGCAACGCAAUUCUUUCAGCUGAGGUAUUCACCCCAGAUGGCAGCAUAGUGGACGGUGAAAUAGUGGACCACAAGAAUGGGACAUAUGAGUUUGUGUACAUAGUGCCGAAGGAAGGCGACUUCUCAUUGGCUCUCCGUCUCUAUGACCAACACAUCAAAGGAAGCCCCUUCAAACUGACUGUCAGCAGGGUCCUAGAGGCAGAAGUAGAGGUUUCCCCCUCCACCACCACAGCAACCAACUCAGCAGCCUAUGCCACCCCGUCCACCGGCUCCUCUGAGGGGGCAAAGAGACGAGGGAAGUCCCCUGGCCAGAAGAAAAAGGGCUCCAAAAGGGCCAGCAGCGCCCUGGGCACCCCACGACGCAAAACCCAGAACCCUAUUGAGGAUGACCUCAUCUUCAGAAUCGGAACGAAGGGGAGGAAUAAAGGAGAGUUCACAAACCUUCAAGGAGUGGCUGCCUCUUCCAGCGGAAGGAUCCUGAUUGCUGACAGCAACAAUCAGUGUGUCCAGAUUUUCUCCAACGAGGGUGAAUUCAAGAGUCGUUUUGGGGUGCGGGGACGAUCUCCGGGACAACUGCAGCGUCCUACGGGCGUAGCCGUGCACCCCAGCGGUGACAUCAUCAUUGCCGACUACGACAACAAGUGGGUCAGCAUCUUCUCCUGUGAGGGCAAGUUCAAGGCGAAGCUUGGCUCUGGGAGGCUUAUGGGGCCAAAGGGAGUGUCCGUCGACCAAAACGGUCAUGUGAUCGUGGUUGACAACAAAGCUUGCACUGUCUUCAUCUUCCAGCUGACGGGCAAGCUCAUCACCAAGUUUGGUAGUCGAGGCACCGGUGACAAGCAAUUUGCAGGUCCGCACUUUGCAGCAGUGAACAAGAACAAUGAGAUUAUCGUGACUGACUUCCACAAUCACUCUGUCAAGGUUUUCACCCCAGAGGGAGAGCUUGUGUUGAAAUUUGGCUCUAACGGUGAGGGAAACGGCCAGUUCAAUGCUCCCACUGGUGUAGCUGUGGACAUUAAUGGGAACAUCAUCGUAGCUGAUUGGGGCAACAGCAGAAUACAGGUGUUUGACGGUAGCGGCUCCUUCCUAUCCUACAUCAACACGUCAGCGGACCCUCUAUACGGACCCCAAGGAAUGGCUCUGACCUCAGAUGGACAUGUGGUUGUGGCCGACUCUGGCAACCACUGCUUCAAAGUCUAUCGCUACCUACAAUGAUGGAGGCUUGUUUAGAGAAACGAAGCAUAGGAAGGAGAGAAAGAUGGAGGGAGCAGUUGUUGACGUGGAGGAAUAAGGUGCACGAUGUCAAAUUCUAGGAAUUAUUGCAUGAAACUCUGCUGCCUGUAACAAUGGAAGACGGGAUGGAUAGAAAAGAGGAAGCAGUAAAGAAUAAGCAUUAUCCAUCAUUUCAUCGUUAGACCACAAUAAAAAUAUGAUCUCGACAUCUUUGAUGGAAGUAAGAUCACCAUAAAAUGAAAUAGUGGAUUGCAUAGGAUGGCGGGAUAAAAAUGAAAAAAUUGAACCUCAACAUCUUAAAGUCUAAAGAGGGACGAGGAUAAUAGCAGAUAAGGAGGAACAGAUGAUGGAAGAAUUUGCUGCCUUCAUGAAAAUCUGAGCAAUAUCACAGAACAGGAUGCAGGAGUGAUGCAAGGCUGGACUAAAAACAGUUAUGCAACGACUGGCUCAUGAUGUCAAGUUCAUCAAAUCCCUCUUUCUCCCAGGUUGGGAUUAAAAUGAAGAAGUGGAUGAAAAAAG